UAACGCGUUUCAUGAAUUUCCCGCUUUUCAGAAUGAUAUAGAAGCGUAAUGGAACAUUUGAUGAAUAUAAAUAAUGUAUUGUGCAUUUUUCAGUUUGUUUUCUCAAAAUUUAUCAGAGUUCUGUAUGAUUUUUUUUGAUACGGUUGAGACUGUUUUGUCAUUGAUUAAAAAUGUGCCUUAGAAAAAUGUUAGAUAUAUCAUAAAACUUUUGUGUGAAAAAAUUUUCUAUUCUUUGUGAAUAUGUACAUUGUAAUCAAAGAUUCUUAGUGAGGUGUAGUGAAAUUCGAAAUAGUACGGAGUGCCAGAAACAAGAAACUAGAAUACAGUUGAUUUGUAUCAUAUUGUUUGUUAAAAAAAAUGAGUGGUUGUCGUGAAUGUAAAUGUCAGCAUUAAUGUCAUAAAAAUUUAAGGUUAGAUUCGUGUUACAAGUUGCAUAUUACAUUCUCUUAGUAUUACUUUGUUUAUAUGAUAAAAGUGUUUAUAAAUAAAUUAUUGAAACCAGAGAAAAUCUACAACGUAGGUAGCUCAAGAACACUCUUCUUCAUCAUUUUGAUAGUGUGCAUCGCUCAGUGUAUUACUUUAGAUACGGCCAUCUAACAUCUACGUGAUAUGUUUCAACUUUGGUUACUGCAAAAAAUAUAAACAUGGCAGAUCGAGAUUAUGAGAUGGGUCCAACUACAGAAAUGAUGGUAAAUGAUUUUGAUGAUGAACGGACUUUAGACGAAGAAGAAGCUUUAGAAGGUAGUGAAGAUUCUCACAACGAGUUGUCCAACUUACAAAAGGAAGGUGAUAUGCCACUAAAAGACCUACUUGCGAUGUAUGGAUACGGGGACCCGUCUACAGAAAACUCAAACAGUUCAGACCAAAUGCUAAUCCCAUCUGGAAGCGGCGAUCCAGAAAUUGAAGAACAGUAUUCAGAUAAGGGAGAUAACGACGCGGAUGACGACGAAGAUGAUGACGAAGCGGAUGCAACUAGUAACGAGCCAGAUCUCAAGCAAUUUUACACAGAGAUGUUGGUAAAAGGAAAAGAUUCGUCAUCGUUGGUGUCAGGAUCGACGAUGAAAGGAAGUAAUACCAGUGAUGUAGGUACUGGAGACAAUAACAGACGACACAGAAUUCCCGAUGAUGAUGAAGACGAUGAAGAAGGUGAAGGGGAAGAAUGUUCUAUGAUCGAUGGUUGUAGUAACAAUGAAAAUACAAGGACGACUUCAACAAUGGGUGGCACUACUACUGCCAAAUGCAGUAGCAUAACCGCGCUUGCUAGCUGUACAAACGAUAAUACGGGAGGUGGAGUAGAAGGUAGUGUUAGCAGUGGUAUAGUAGAUGGAGGAGAAGAUGGAAUAGUUAGCGGUGGUAUAGGUAGCGGUACGUCAAGAUUAUUGCGAAGCGUUUCACGACCACAGAGCGAAGAAGAAGAAGACGAUUGCGAUUAUAGUCCAGACGAAGAAGAAUGGAAGAAGACAAUCAUGGUCGGUAUUAAUUACCAAGCGGCUAUACCAGAAGGUCUCUGUCAUUACGACGAUGCUUUACCUUACGAGAAUGAGGACAAAAUGCUGUGGGAUCCCAGCCACAUACCCGAAGAGGAAACUGAAGAAUUUUUAGAACGGGCACAGUUACCAGCCGUAAAAGGUGGUUCUCUGCCGACAGGAUCUCAUAUUAGAGACGACGAGCAAGCUUUAUAUCUAUUGUUACAAUGUGGUUACAAUCUCGAGGAGGCAUUAAGAAGACGAAGAAUGAACGUCGUACCGCCAACGGAUGCAGUUAGUCUUUGGUCGGAAGAAGAAUGUCAUAAUUUUGAAUCUGGAUUACGAAGUUACGGAAAAGAUUUUCAUCUUAUACAGAAGAAUAAGGUUCGAACGCGAUCUGUUGGCGAAUUGGUGCAAUUUUAUUAUCUUUGGAAGAAAACGGAACGGCAUGAUAUAUUUACAUAUAAGGCUCGCUUAGAAAAGAAGAAGUAUGCUUUACAUCCUGGUAUCACCAGGGACUAUAUGGACCGAUUUCUGGAAGAACAAGAGGGUGUUCGCGAUCGUAGCAGUUCACCAAAUGUUCAUUGCUUAUUGUAUGGUGAUGCGAAACGGCAAAGGACAACCGUUAAUGCUCCAAACAAUGACGAAGCAAAAUCGGCGGAACCAUGGGAUGGUACCGUAAUUGAUCCUUUAGCAGAUUCGAAUGGACCAACGCCAGCACCGCCGCCACUCCCUCCUCCACCUCCACCACCACCGGUAUCAACCGCUGUGACUGUAUCGUCCUCAGGUUCUGUUUCAACUACAUUGUCAUCAUCUAUAUAUUGUACUACGUCAACUCGUCAUUCCGAAUGUUCACCGUCCGAUUCUAGCUACACUAACCCACAUAUGUGGUCGAAUUUGACGUCUCGAAGUCACUCUACCUCCUCUAUUGUAACGACAAUUACGAUAAAUACGACAACAACUAGCACCGUUCCGAUGGUUACGGCCGUUGGAAUUACAAGUACGGUUACAAGCAGUUCUACCAUCACUUCUGCCGCCUCUAAUAAUUUCUAUCAUUCGAGAGUGACGUCGAGAAGCAACGAUGUACACGAUUCACCAUCGCCAGAGAACAUUUUACCUCAUUUGCCCCCUUAGCGUCGAACACGACUUUCAGGUUUUAAGCCUGGAAGACGUCCUAUGUCUUGGUGCGAUGUGAUCCAUUUAACACUCGCGUUAUCACUAUUGUCGUAACAUAUAAUAUUCGUUAAUAUCAUGAAUUAUAUUUUUGUACUGUAUCGUAUAAAUAUGAUUAUCGAUCGAUAUAACAGAAACAAAGCAAAGAACAAGUUUUUCGCAAAACUAAAAUAAAAUGAUAGCAAAAUAAGUAAAUCGAAAAGAUAAUUAAGUAGGAUAAGUGGCACGUGAACGUGAAUUACUAUAGCUUUUUCCAUUUUCUGCUUUCUACUUUCCGACAACUACUUCUGGUUCCGUAGAUGAGGUUCAUACAGGAAGAUGAGUUUAAAGUAUU
Bombus impatiens (common eastern bumble bee) is the source of this 2973-nucleotide messenger RNA. Its product is annotated as mesoderm induction early response protein 1. The coding region runs from base 645 to 2600 and encodes 651 amino acids. Lineage: Eukaryota; Metazoa; Arthropoda; Insecta; Hymenoptera; Apidae. The transcript has 5 exons. Gene Ontology annotation, biological process: negative regulation of transcription by RNA polymerase II. Gene Ontology annotation, cellular component: nucleoplasm. The record is from RefSeq and is a predicted model, not a curated record. Gene Ontology annotation, molecular function: transcription corepressor activity; histone deacetylase binding.